Messenger RNA from Chara braunii, 2991 nucleotides. Lineage: Eukaryota; Viridiplantae; Streptophyta; Charophyceae; Charales; Characeae. The record is from the annotation of a GenBank genome assembly.
GACCUUUUUGCCCCCCCUCUCUGGAUUGAGGAGGGCGAGUGAUGCGUUUGAGGGAGCACGGGGAAGGAGAGUGUAGGCGGGUGUUGGGGGGACCAAGGUGGGGGUGAAGUGAGGUAAGGAGGUGUGUUUUUGUUCCUGCUAUGGGACUUGGAGUCAGCGCGAAGGACCACAGCCGCAGACCAGACAGAUCGCCGCCUCCUCCCCCUCCUCCUCCUCCUCCUCCUACUCGUCUUCGUCCUCCUUCGCUGCUGCGGGUCUCGCCAUAGCCAAGAGCUUGUUUGUGCAGGCGACAACAGGUGUGACGAAAGCUUGUGGCCUCCGGCGCCAUAUCCAGAGCUUGUCCGCUGCAGGGCUGCUACCCAGGCGUUGUAAGUGAUAACAAGAGCUUGUGGCCGCCGCCAUAGCCAGAAGAGCUUGUCCUCGCUGCUUGAGGCUGCAGCAGCAGGUUUAACGAAAGCGCUUGUGGCCGCCGUCGCCGCCGCCAUAGCCAGAAGAGCUUGUAGUCGCCUCCAUAGCCAGAAGAAGAGCUUGUCCCCACUGCUGCAGGCCGUAGCAGGUUUAAGGAAAGCGCUUGUGGCCGCCGCCGCCGCCGCCGCCUCCAUAGCCGGAUUCUUGCAAGCUUGCAGGCUUGUAAAGUGCUGUUGGGUGUGUUGUACACGCGCUAUCGCGACGACGAUGGGAGACAGUUCGAUUCUGCAGCUGCCGUCGGGGCCGACGGCGCUGACGGCCAAGAUCCAUCCCGUCGUUCUGUUCAAUAUUUGCGACUCGUUCAUCCGACGCAACGAAGGUCAGGAGAGAGUGAUUGGCACGCUGCUGGGCAGCUAUGGAGGCGACGGAUCUCUGGAGAUCAAGAACUCUUACUCUGUUCCUCACAACGAGUCCUCCGACCAAGUUGCCGUGGACAUCGACUUCCAUCGCAACAUGUUCGAUCUGCAUCAGCGGGUUAACCCUAAAGAGGUAAUCGUGGGUUGGUACUCAACAGGGGAAGGGGUUAGCGGGAGCGAUGCCUUGAUUCAGGACUUCUACGGCCGCGAGGUGGGCAAUCCAGUUCACCUGACGAUCGAUACAUCAUUCAAGAGCGAAAAAAGGGCGGGAAUUUUGAAAGCUUACGUGGCAAGCACUCUGUCGUUGGGCGAACGACAGCUGGCGGCGCAGUUCCAAGAGAUUCAAUUGGAUCUGAGAAUGAUUGAAGCGGAGCGGAUGGGAUUUGAGGUGCUGAAGAAGACGGCAGUGGACCACCUACCCAACGAUCUAGAGGGUCUGGAGGUCUCGAUGCAGCGACUUCUUGGUAUGGUGGAGGAUGUAAUUAAGUACGUGGAUACCGUCGUGGAAGGCCACGUGGCACCUGACAACGCCAUCGGUCGGUAUCUGGCUGACACGGUCGCCGCGAUCCCGAGAAUCGGACGGGAUGCGUUCGACAAACUGUUCAAUGACAGCGUGCAAGAUCUGCUGCUGGUGUUGUACUUAGCCAGUUUGACAAGGUCACAGCUCGCACUGGCAGAGAAGCUGAACACAGCCACUCAGCCGCUCUGAUUCCGCCACUUCCACCUUUGAAGUCUGAAAAUGAUGGCGAGCAAUUAUGGACAAAGGUGCCUUUGCCAGUUUUGCAGGGAGAAUAUAGCUAGAAGAGAGCAGAGAACAGUUGUUUGAAAGGAUGGCGGCGAAGAGGGCAUCACCGAAGGUUUCUUGCAAAGUCACUCUGACAUCAGAUCCGAAGCUCCCGUACAAAGUGGUCAGCGUCCCGGAGGAAGCGCCGUUCACAGCGGUGCUGCUGAAGUUUGCGGCAGAGGAGUUCGGAGUACCGCCGCAGACGAGCGUCGCCAACGACGGAGUCGGGAUCAAUCCCCAGCAGCAGAGCGCUGGGAACGUCUUUUUCUGAAGCGUGGAUCGGAUUUGCAACUCGUCCCACAAGAUUGGGUUGGUGGGAGCCUCCUCCUCCUCCUCCUCCUCCUCCUCCUCCUCCUCCUCUGAUGAUGAUGAUGAUGAUGAUGACUGUGCUGGUAUCAGUUGGGAUCAGGGGAGCGAUCCCCAGCAGAGUGCCGAGAACGCGCACCCCUUUCGUGAAGCAAUGAAAAUCCGAGUCGCGACUCGUCCGACAAAACCGGGUUUUGACGAUUGCGCUGGUAUUAAUUAAUCUGCGGGGGAAUCAAGUCCGCAGCCAAGUGUGACGCGAGCUCUGUUCUGAGGCAGGGACCGGAACUGGGACGUGUCCCACGAGAGCAGGUUAUUGGUGGCCACGGCCUCUGACAAUUGCGGUGGUAUCACGACCUAUCGAAGGAGAGAGGAGAGGAGUGAGUGAGGAAUGAGAUGUGGUUGAUGUAUUUUAGGGAGUAGUGGUUGGUUAUCGCUACCAAUCCAAGGUUAGACCAAUCUGUAGCCUUGCUCAGUAGUACUCUUUUUAUGUAUUAUCGUGCACGAUUGUGAUAGAUAUGGAGCAAAGGGGAAGCCAGCAGUCGUAGCGAGCACUCUCCGAGCUGAGAAUUGCGAGUUGGUCGUGAUGCCUCUCGCGUAUGGGGGGUGGGGUUGGGGGUUGUUGUACCUAACAGUCGCGGAAGUGGGCGAUCCGUCCUUGGAUUGCUACGGAGAAACUGAGUACACGUCUUUUCGUGCGCAAGAUUCUUUCGGGUAAUCAGCUCUCUGAAGUGUUCAUCGCGGAUUUUUUCGCAUCUUGACCAUCAAUUUGUUUUUUUUUUUGCGAUACCGUUGUGACCAUGUUGGUUUUGAACUUUUUGGUGAUAUUACUUCUUGCUACUUGGCAUCGUUGACGUCCAUUUCCGGCCGACCAUUCGUUGAAUGAUUCCCUUGUGUGCUUGUUAGCUGUUCUUCUUUUUUUUGAAGUUUUUUUUUCUUAUGGUGCACGCUGGUUGCUCCUUCUAAAGCUUGGGUGGUUCCAAGCCUAUAAAUGCCCCCUCGCCGCCCCCGCCUGGCGUUUAUAAGCUUCUCUUCUGUUUGCCGUUUUGUUGUCAUGAUUGAUAAACAAGCGCCUGGACA